Cyphomyrmex costatus is the source of this 3299-nucleotide messenger RNA. Its product is annotated as atrial natriuretic peptide receptor 1. Bases 1 to 3159 code for a protein of 1052 amino acids. Gene Ontology annotation, molecular function: peptide receptor activity; guanylate cyclase activity; adenylate cyclase activity. NCBI's taxonomy places the organism in Eukaryota, Metazoa, Arthropoda, Insecta, Hymenoptera, Formicidae. Gene Ontology annotation, cellular component: plasma membrane. The transcript has 17 exons. Gene Ontology annotation, biological process: protein phosphorylation; cGMP biosynthetic process; intracellular signal transduction. The record is from RefSeq and is a predicted model, not a curated record.
AUGGCAUCCCAUCUCGACAGCCCUUUUGAUCUUGAGCGAUGUGGUCCAGCAGUCGAUCUGGCAUUGGAGGAAGUGAAUGAGUUCCUGAAAGUUCACAACGUACAGCUGCGCAAAGUCCAAGCAAGUUAUCCGACCUGCAGCGGAGCGAGAGCACCCGGUUUAGCAGCAGACAUGCAUUUCCGGGACAACGUGAUCGCAUUUGUUGGACCGGCCUGCGCUUUCGCCCUGGAACCUGUGGCACGUCUCGCCGCCUACUGGAAUAGUCCAAUCAUCACCGGCAUGGGUGAUCAAGGAAUUUUCAAAGACAAAAGCAAGUAUCCCACUUUAACGAGGAUGUCGUACUGCCAGUGUCGAUUGCGGCUAGUUUUCGCCAGCGUUUUCAAGGAGUUCGGUUGGUCCCACGUCGCGCUUAUACUGGACAGGUCGGACUUGUUCUCGCUGACGGUAGGAAAGAAUCUGGAGUAUGGUCUGCGUAAAGACGGACUCCUAAAAUUUGUGAGGGAGUUAGACGGAAACUCCGAGGACGAAUCGUACCACCUUUACCUGCGCGACGCGAGUAUGUACGCUAGAAUUGUGAUACUCAGCGUGCGCGGAAUGCUCGUCAGAAGAUUUAUGCUGGCUGCCCACGAAUUAGGCAUGACAAGAGGGGAUUGGGCUUUCUUCGACGUCGAGAUAUUUCACGGUUCGUACUGGGGCGAUCACGACUGGGAGGUCGGAGACGACGACGAUGCCAAUGCCAGGAAGGCUUACGAGGCUUUGCUGAGAGUGUCUCUCCUUCAACCCACUAGCCCACGAUUUCAAGAUUUCGCUGACAGCGUCAAAUAUCGUGCGCAAAUCAAUUACAAUUAUUCAUUUUCAGAGGGCGAAGAAGUGAAUUUCUUCGUUGGAGCAUUUUACGACGGUGUUUACUUGUUAGGGAUUGCGCUGAACGAAACUCUAGGCGAAGGCGGCGAUAUCAGGGACGGUAUAUCUAUAACAAGGAGAAUGUGGGAUCGAGACUUCAUGGGUAUUACAGGUCAUGUCAGGAUAGAUGACAAUGGGGAUCGUGACGCGGACUACAGCAUUCUUGAUCUAGAUCCCAUUACCGGAAGGUUCGAAGUAGUGGCUCAUUAUUUAGGAUUAAAUCGAGAAUACAGCCCUAUGACUGGCAAGAAGAUCCACUGGCCGGGAGGAAGAGAAGGACCUCCGCUAAAUAUUCCAGAGUGCGGUUUCCUAGGAAACGAUCCGGACUGCACGUCAAGAAGAGAAGCUUAUACGUUUGUAGCUUACACGGGCAUAGCGCUCGCUGUGUUUCUACUCGCUGCGAUUACAGCCGCGUGUCUAUUAUACAGACCCGAAGAAUUGCUUCUAGAAGUUGGAAAGCAAUUCUCAUCGAAGAUAAAUUUACACCAAGCGAUAUCCGACGCAAACAAUUACGGAUUAGAACAGAGGAUACGUCGCGGUUCGCAGAUUAGUUGUGAAUCGUUGCCGCCUACGACAGUUUUUACCACUAUUGGGAUAUACAAGGGCGAGAGAGUAGCUAUCAAGAAGAUCACGAAGAAGAAAGUAGUCGACGUGACAAAGAAAUUGCUCUGGGAAAUCAAACAGGUCAGGGACGUCACGUCGGAAAACACCGUGAGAUUUAUCGGGGCUUGUCUCUGUUCGCCAUCACCGACUGUCUUAAUUCUUACCGAAUAUUGUCCUCGAGGAUCGUUGAAGGAUGUUCUGGAAAACGAGGCGAUUAAGUUGGACUGGAAUUUUCGAAUGUCUCUGAUCCACGAUAUCGUCAAGGGUAUGUCUUAUCUUCAUACCAGCGAGGUUUCCGCCCACGGAAAAUUACGAUCGUGUAAUUGCCUAAUCGACGGUCGCUUCGUAUUAAAAAUUUCGGAUUUCGGCCUCAAAACUCUCACCACACCUUCCGAUUUGAUUAUGGACGAAAGUUAUUACAUCAAAUUACUUUGGAUCGCUCCGGAACUUUUGCCGUUAACGAUAACACCCGGAAGCGCCGCGACGCAGAAAGGCGAUGUUUACAGCUUCGCGAUUAUCCUGGAGGAGAUAGUGGUCCGCGGUGGCCCAUACGAGAUAGCCAGGACCUUUAUGACGGCGCAAGAGAUCGUGAAUAGAGUAUCAGCGUCGGAGAAUCCUCCCUUGAGACCGGAAGUUGCACCAAAGGACUGUCCGCCAGAUAUACUCUCACUGAUGGAGAAGUGUUGGCACGAAGUUCCUGACGAACGACCUAGCUUCCACACCAUUCGCGGCACAAUACGAGGAAUCAUGAAAGGAUAUUGCGAGAAUUUAAUGGACGAUUUGUUACGGCGAAUGGAGCAAUAUGCCAACAAUUUGGAGGCGCUCGUCGAGGAGAAGACCGAGCAAUUGAGCUUGGAGAAGCGUCGCAGCGAGGAAUUGCUGUACCAAGUGCUCCCGAGACAAGUCGCCGGUCAGUUGAUGGCUGGGGAGAUGGUGCAGCCGGAGCAAUUCGAGUGCGUCACUAUCUACUUCAGCGAUAUCGUCGGUUUCACAGUAUUAUGCGCGCAGAGCACACCUAUGGAGGUCGUGGAUUUCCUGAAUGAUUUGUACAGUACCUUCGACAGUAUUAUUGGAUUCUACGAUGUUUACAAGGUGGAGACAAUAGGAGACGCGUAUAUGGUGGCGUCUGGUCUUCCAGAGAGAAACGGCGACGAACACGCGAGAGAGAUUGGACUGAUGGCUUUAGCGAUAUUGGACGCCGUCAGAUCGUUCACCAUAAUGCACAAACAGAAUACUCAAUUGAGCGUACGGAUCGGGGUGCAUAGCGGUCCAGUUUGCGCUGGAGUGGUGGGUCAGAAGAUGCCGCAUUAUUGCCUAUUCGGCGACACCGUAAACACGGCAUCUCGAAUGGAAUCCUCCGGUCUUCCUUUGAGAAUACACGUCUCCAAAGCGACGAAGACUAUCUUGGACAAGUUCGGGACAUUCGAUCUUGAGCUCAGAGGAGAGGUGGAGUUGAAGGGCAAGGGUAGGGUGACAUCUUAUUGGUUGAUCGGUUGUUCGGAACCUGAUUCCAGAUUGACCGUGCCGAAAUAUCGUAGACUCAGUAGCAGCCAACCCGAGAACAAUCUCAAUCCAUUAAUCUUUCCACCAAACAAUACAAACGGCUCAAAAACAAGCAACAACACCUUCAUUAACUUGGCGGAAUUAUCAUAAUUAAUAUUUAGCUUUUUAGGGUAGAAAGAUAAAAAGGCUGCAAUUAUAGAGGAAAAGUUUCUUAUGUGCCACAAACGUCACUUAAGAUAUAAAACAUGUGCGCAAAAUUAGAAACUCACAAAAGUAAGAAAAAAAAAUUA